UCACUGGUCCGGGAAUGUAAGACUGUCUCCAGGUGGGAUUUACUACAGCCGGUGGGAAGGAACGCAGCGUGUUGUAUGGGCAGACAAUUUACAGCAUUUCCCCCCCAAAAAACUGCGUUGGUUGUAUACAUUUGCAUAUGAUUGAACCAUAUCAUUGAACUGCUCCUGAACCAUCUCAACUUCUUCAGUCCUUUCUUUGUUUUUGCAAGCCUGGAAGAGAGAAAUAGAGAGAGAGAGAGAGAGACCAAUCGGGAUUGAAAUCUAUAUAUGCCUGUAGAUGUGGGACUCUAUCGGACAUACUGUAUGUUUGAGUUAUCACAUGGACCGUUUUGAAGGGAAAUUGAGCGCGAAAUAGACGACUUCAUUGUGAAGAAUGUAUUGGUAGCCUAUAUGGUAGAUAGUGUUAUUUUGUUGGGGGGCUCAGUGACGCAACAUUUCAUUCUGCCUGGAUGAGGAUGAACAUCCAUGCGUAGUAGGGCGUGAACUCACAGAGUCAGAGUCAGUACCCUCCUUUCUUCCUAUUGUUAAUAACAACACCUCGUCUAGGCUACUAUACCCCUCUAUUUCCCAUUCCUUCACGCUGAUACCGUACCGCCUCGUCAUGGAUCUCAAACCGGACUCGGAAGAGAUGGUGGACUCUUUCAAGCAACCUCCGGCGAUUGAAGUUUUCGCCAGCAGGUCGACUCUCCAUGGCAUCUCGCACAUGUUCACUUAUGAACGGAUCUGCAUCAAGCAGUGCCUGUGGAUCUUGUUCUUCCUGGGUUCUCUCGGGUUCCUGGUCCUGGUGUGUGUGGACCGGGUCCAGUUCUACUUACAGUACCCCCAUGUCACUAAAUUGGACGAGAUAGCGACACCGCUGAUGAUCUUCCCAGCAGUCACCUUCUGCAACCUCAACACGUUUCGCUUCGGCCAGGUGACACGCAACGAUCUGUACCAUGCCGGAGAGCUCCUUGCUCUACUCAAUGGAAGGUAUGAGAUCAGAGACACUCACCUGGUUGAGGAAAGCGUUCUGGAGACCCUGAAGAUCAAAGCUGACUUCCUCAACUUCAAGCCCCGCCCCUUUAACAUGCGAGAGUUCUACGACCGGACGGGCCAUGACAUCAAGGACAUGCUGCUGUCGUGCUACUACUGCGGGGUGGAGUGCAGCGCCGAGGACUUCACUGUGAUCUUCACCCGUUAUGGGAAGUGCUACACGUUCAACUCUGGCCAAGAUAACCGCCCGCUGCUGGUGACCAUGAAGGGAGGGAUGGGGAACGGACUGGAACUGAUGUUGGAUAUCCAACAGGAUGAAUACCUGCCAGUCUGGGGAGAAACAGAUGAGACGUCGUACGAGGCGGGCAUCAAGGUCCAGAUUCACACCCAGGACGAGCCUCCCUUCAUUGACCAGCUGGGUUUCGGAGUGGCCCCGGGCUUCCAGACCUUCGUAUCCUGUCAGGAACAACGGCUGACAUACCUGCCACCUCCGUGGGGUGAUUGCAAGUCUACUCCCAUGGACUCGGACUUCUUCAGCUCCUACAGCCUCACGGCCUGCCGUAUCGACUGUGAGACACGCUACCUGGUGGAGAACUGCAACUGCCGCAUGGUGCACAUGCCUGGAGAUGCCCCUUACUGCACCCCAGAGCAGUACAAGGAGUGUGCCGACCCUGCCUUGGACUUCCUGGUGGAGAGGGAUAAUGACUACUGUGUGUGUGAGACACCCUGCAACUUGACGCGCUUUGGAAAGGAGAUGUCCUUCGUCAAGAUCCCCAGUAAGGCCUCAGCCAAGUACCUGGCCAAGAAGUACAACAAGACAGAGCAGUACAUCGCUGAUAACAUCCUGGUUCUGGAUAUCUUCUUUGAGGCUCUGAACUACGAGACUAUCGAGCAGACGAAAGCUUACGAGUUCGCUGGGUUGCUGGGUGAUAUUGGUGGUCAGAUGGGUCUCUUCAUAGGUGCCAGUAUCCUCACCAUCCUAGAACUCUUUGACUACCUUUAUGAGGUGAUCAAGUACAAGCUGUGUCGAUGCUCAAAUAAUAAACACAAACGCAACAACAACAAUAACCGGGGAGCAGUUCUCAGUCUGGACGAAGUCAAACGGCAUGUCAGUAUGCCUAUGGCGCCCUGUGAGAACCUGCAUACACCGGGUACGUAUCCUGCCAACAUGCUACCUCACCAUCCAGCGCAGGGCAACGUUGAAGACUUCACGUGCUGAGCCAAUCAGGAGAAUGCAGGAAGUACCUGAGCCAAUCAGGACAGGAGUAAGGAGGAAGAACCUGGCAGUACGCAGCCAAAGUCAACCAUCCAACAAGAAUAUCUGACAUGAACACUAUAUAUAAGGAUUUAAAUAAAAAACGGAUUCUCAA
Messenger RNA from Coregonus clupeaformis (lake whitefish), 2342 nucleotides. Its product is annotated as acid-sensing ion channel 1-like. Bases 602 to 2191 code for a protein of 529 amino acids. The transcript is spliced from 11 exons. The record is from RefSeq and is a predicted model, not a curated record. NCBI's taxonomy places the organism in Eukaryota, Metazoa, Chordata, Actinopteri, Salmoniformes, Salmonidae. Gene Ontology annotation, cellular component: membrane. Gene Ontology annotation, biological process: sodium ion transmembrane transport.